AUGCGUGAAAUCGUGCACAUUCAGAUUGGCCAGUGUGGUAACCAGAUCGGAGCCAAGUUCUGGGAGGUGAUUGGCGAGGAGCAUGGGAUCGACGCGGUGGGGAGCUACAUCGGGGACUGUGCCCUGCAGCUGGAGAGGAUCAGCGUGUACUACAAUGAGGCACACGGUAGGAAGUACGUGCCCCGGGCGCUGCUGGUGGACCUGGAGCCGGGGACGAUGGACAGCAUCCGGUCUAGCAAACUGGGGGCCCUCUUUCAUCCGGACAGCUUCAUCUAUGGCAUCUCUGGGGCCGGCAACAACUGGGCCAAGGGCCACUACACGGAGGGCGCCGAGCUGGCCGAGAGCGUGCUGGACGCCGUGCGCAGCGCCUGCGAGGCCUGCGACUGCCUGCAGGGCUUGCAGCUGGUGCACUCGCUGGGCGGCGGCACGGGCGCGGGCAUGGGCACGCUGCUGCUGAGCCGGGUGCGCGACGACUUCCCCGACCGCAUCCUCAACACCUUCAGCGUGCUGCCGUCGCCCAAGGUGUCGGACACGGUGGUGGAGCCCUACAACGCCGUGCUGUCGCUGCAGCAGCUGGCGCAGCACGCCGACGCCUGCUUCUGCAUCGACAACGAGGCGCUGUACGACAUCUGCCUCCGCGCGCUCAGGCUGGCCGCGCCCAGCUACGGCGACCUCAACCACCUGGUGUCCCUGACCAUGAGCGGCGUCACCACGUCGCUGCGCUUCCCGGGCCAGCUCAACGCCGACCUGCGCAAGCUGGCCGUGAACAUGGUGCCCUUCCCGCGCCUGCACUUCUUCAUGCCCGGCUUCGCGCCGCUCACCAGCCGCGGCGGCCGCCAGUACCGCGCGCUCACGGUGGCCGAGCUCACGCAGCAGGUGUUCGACGCGCGCAACGCCAUGGCCGCCUGCGACCCGCGCCGCGGCCGCUACCUGGCCGUGGCCUGCUUCUUCCGCGGGCGCAUGUCCACCCGGGAGGUGGACGAGCAGAUGCUCGCCGUGCAGACGCGCCACAGCGCCUGCUUCGUGGACUGGAUCCCCAACAACGUCAAGGUGGCCGUGUGCGACAUCCCGCCGCCGGGGCUCAGCAUGGCCGCCACCUUCGUGGGCAACAGCACGGCGGUGCAGCAGCUGUUCCGCCGCGUGUCCGAGCACUUCUCGGCCAUGUUCCGGAGGAGGGCGUUCGUGCACUGGUUCACCUGCGAGGGCAUGGACGUCGGCGAGUUCGCCGAGGCCGAGAGCAACCUCCACGACCUGGUGUCCGAGUACCAGCAGCUUCAAGACGCCAGCGCGGUCCCCGAGGACGACGGAGACGUCGUGGGGGAGGCAGAAAUGGAGCCGGAAGAUGGGCCCCGGGAGCCUGGCGGGGCUGUGUGAGCGGCGGCCGCAGGGUGCCCGCCUCUGCUCCCUGUGACCACGGGGACCGCGGGGGCCUCGGGGCCUCCCGCCCGCAUCCGCUAACUUUCCACACUCCGACGUUCAGUGCACCCUCUAUUGGCUGGUUUGUAAUAGCAAAGCGAAUUUGUGGCGAAGGGCUCCAUUUGGGCCGUUCCUGUGUGCACAGGUCCGUGCCAGGCAUCGAGCCUCGCCCUGGGCCGUGUGCGCUGCCUCCGCAGCCCCUCACCUUUGACCCUCUCCGGGCCCUGAAGCCCUUGCUCGGCAUCCUUGCUAAGUUUCUGCUUCUCUGCCAUGGCCCGUGCCAAGCAUCUGGCCUCCCCGCACUUGCUGGCCUCCAGAAAAGCCUGCUCACUAACUGGUAUGGGGGGGG
Messenger RNA from Hyaena hyaena (striped hyena), 1765 nucleotides. RefSeq names its product tubulin beta 1 class VI (gene TUBB1). The record is from RefSeq and is a predicted model, not a curated record. Bases 1 to 1374 code for a protein of 457 amino acids. Lineage: Eukaryota; Metazoa; Chordata; Mammalia; Carnivora; Hyaenidae. The transcript has 4 exons. Gene Ontology annotation, biological process: microtubule cytoskeleton organization; mitotic cell cycle. Gene Ontology annotation, molecular function: GTP binding; GTPase activity; structural constituent of cytoskeleton. Gene Ontology annotation, cellular component: cytoplasm; microtubule.